AGGUACACAUUAUUGAUCCUUUUAGAAAAUGAGUAAUAGUCACAGGAACACAUUAUUACGCAUUCUACUCGAAAGAUUCUAUAAAGGUUUUUUUUUUUUUAUAUUGUCGGCAAUAGAUCUUUAAAGUUAAUAAGACAUGAUUGCUUCCACAAUCCACAUACACAGAAAAAAUUAGAUCUUAACCCAUGUUUCACAAAUUUCCUGUCACUCUUUGUUCUUUUCUUACAAUAAAUAACUAUAAACCAACUUGUUUGUCACUUAUAUGAGCAUUGACUUAGGUUGUUUUUUGUCAUUAUUUUGAACAGUACCAAAAACUGUAAACUAUUUAUUAGUUUGUCCAGACGCACAGUAUCUCACAACCCCACCAUGCAUGUCCUAUCUCUUUCUUUAUCCUCAAUAUUCUUGUAUCUCUUCCUCACAUCAACCAUUCCCAUUUCUCCGGCCAAACUAACAAUCUCUCACCCCCCGGCACUAAGGCGCCUCCACCACAGAGAGCUCUCCGGCGAUUACUACUCCAAGAAAUGUCCUCAGCUCGAAAAUCUCGUCGGUUCCGUCACUUCUCAGCGGUUCAAAGAAGCCCCCAUCUCAGCUCCAGCCACCAUUCGCCUCUUCUUUCACGACUGCUUCGUUGAGGGUUGUGAUGGGUCGAUAUUGAUAGAAACAAAGAAAGGAAGCAAGAAAUUAGCAGAAAGAGAAGCAUAUGCGAAUAAGGAAUUGAGAGAAGAAGGAUUCGAGAGUAUUAUUAAGGCAAAGGAAUUGGUCGAAUCUCAUUGCCCUUCUCUCGUCUCUUGCUCUGAUAUUCUCGCUAUCGCCGCUAGAGAUUUCAUCCACCUGAUUCUUUGUGGUCGAUCAUGUUGGUGAUGAGUUACGACUACUCUCAAUGCUAGAUGCUUUGGUAACAAGUUAAUUUCUAUAUAAUAUGGAUUUUCCACUUACAGAUUUGGAAUGUCAGAUUUUGUGAGUUGAAAAACUAUUUAUGUUUCAAAGUGUAUAUCUAAGCUAUACAAAAGAAGUAUAUUUGACAUCUUUUUCUCUUUUUAUAUUUGAGACUGUAGCCAUUAAGAGUAUAAAAUAUCUGCAAAAGAUGAAGACCAACAUAGAGACACCAAUUUGUAUCAAAAACAGGCAAUUACUCAUUUGACUAACUCUGGUUGUGUUAUACGUACGUUUAUUAUUCUUUCAAUUUGCUAACGACCUUAUAUGUGACUAUUUAGUAGAGCUGCUGAUUUGUAUAGGCAGAUUCUUCAGCUAAAGCCAUUGCUGGAGUACUUUAUUAA
This is a messenger RNA of Arabidopsis lyrata subsp. lyrata, 1277 nucleotides long. RefSeq names its product peroxidase 19. The coding region runs from base 367 to 861 and encodes 164 amino acids. Gene Ontology annotation, molecular function: heme binding; peroxidase activity. The record is from RefSeq and is a predicted model, not a curated record. NCBI's taxonomy places the organism in Eukaryota, Viridiplantae, Streptophyta, Magnoliopsida, Brassicales, Brassicaceae. The transcript has 3 exons. Gene Ontology annotation, biological process: response to oxidative stress.